AUGCGUGUGAAGAAGCUGGAGAUUGAUAAUAAAGAGUUGGUGAAAAGGAUUGACUCUGAUCAAUCAGAAAUUGAUAUCUUGAAGGUUAAAGUUGCUGAACUUGAAGAAGAGAAGACAAGACGUGAUGAACAGAAUGAAUACUUCAAGUUAAGGAACAAAGAGCUUGAAGCAGCUAAGGCAUUAAGAGAUCACGAGUUCUAUAUGCUGAACAAAGUUGUCGAAAGCAUGCUCGGAACAUCGGUAGAACAAAAGUUUAAAGAGCUGCAAGUUGAAGAGCUUAGAGCUGAUCGUCAAGCAGAGAUUGAAAGACAAAUGAAAGAUAAAGGUAAGGGUGUUGAAGGAAGUUCUGUAGUGUUAGAGAUAUCAAUAGUACCUUCUAUGGUGAUUGAUAAUCCUGAGCCUAUCACUGCAAUAUCUGGUUUGUUUGAGGAUGAAACACAUCUUGAAGAGUUGAUGGGUAACAUUGAUGAUGAAGAUGAUGAAGAGGAGGAUGAAGAGGAAGAUGAAAAAGAUGAAAGAGUGUUUUCUGCGAGCAGUCAUAGUUCUGAUGAUGAUGAUGAUGACGACGCUGCAGGUGGUACAGGUUUGAAAGUUAUAGAAGCUUCCACUGAGAAAACAGUUGAUGAUUUGAUGAACGAUUCGGUAAAUGAAGAAUCAGGGGAAGCAAGUGGAAAGGGGGAGUCUAGUAAAACUCAGAUCAUUGAACAUACUGAGAAGUUAAUCUUGGGAUUGGAUGCUUACAGAGAAAUGGUGCAUACUGUGGAUCCUGAGUUCAAGUUUGAUUUUGAAGAAGAGUUGAAUUCUUUUGACAUUAAUCAACAGCCUGAAUACACGUAUAAGUAUGUUGAAGAGGCUGAUCAGUACGACAGAGUUGAAGUAGAAGACUGGACGGAUGAUGAGGAUGUAGUUGAAGAUACUUCUAAGUAUCCUACACUUAUGGAGUUCUUUGCUGAGGAAAAUAGAGAAGAAUUAAGACAAAAAGUAGCUGAGGCAGUGAAAGAUAAAAACUUUGAGAACACUCAAAAGGAAAUGGAAAAGGAAGAUAGAUCGAAGUGGUUCAAAAAGAGUCAUGAGAGAAAGUUUAAAAGACCUUUGAAGUAUUAUGAACGUGAUCGAAGUGUAUCUCUUGGUGACAUCAUCAGUUGGGGUUUCUUACCUCAAGUGAAUGCGUAUGCAAUUAGAAGAGAGUGCGGAGUUCAGUAUUUUGAACGUUUAUAUGACAUCAUGUCAUUACCGUGGUGGGAUGUGGAUGAACUGCCGAAGGUUAGAUGUUUGGAUUAUCCUGUUCGAAAGAAUGAUCUUGCUAUGUGGGGCUACAUUAAAUAUGAAUCGUUGAAAGAGUUUCGUAAAUGGAAGCCACAUCGUCCGAAGAGGGUGCAGAGGGUUAAUCCUGAAAGGGAGUCGAUGAGACUAUUUUGA
This is a messenger RNA of Helianthus annuus (common sunflower), 1419 nucleotides long. Its product is annotated as stress response protein nst1-like. The transcript has a single exon. NCBI's taxonomy places the organism in Eukaryota, Viridiplantae, Streptophyta, Magnoliopsida, Asterales, Asteraceae. The record is from RefSeq and is a predicted model, not a curated record. The coding region runs from base 1 to 1419 and encodes 472 amino acids.